This is a messenger RNA of Amorphotheca resinae ATCC 22711, 625 nucleotides long. RefSeq lists its product as hypothetical. Gene Ontology annotation, molecular function: DNA-directed RNA polymerase activity; DNA binding; protein dimerization activity. Gene Ontology annotation, biological process: DNA-templated transcription. The record is from RefSeq and is a predicted model, not a curated record. Lineage: Eukaryota; Fungi; Ascomycota; Leotiomycetes; Helotiales; Amorphothecaceae. The transcript has 4 exons. Gene Ontology annotation, cellular component: RNA polymerase I complex; RNA polymerase III complex. The coding region runs from base 65 to 505 and encodes 146 amino acids.
CUCGAUUUUUGCCCUCCAUGCUGGCCGCCAAUCGUAGAUUAUUCCUGCAUCAACCUUCCCAAACAUGCCUUCGAAAAAGGAGGUCGAACAGCCUACGGCCCCGGCAGAUGAUGAUGCGUCAAUGACGGAAGCGCCAGCUGCAGAGGAGGUCCAAGAAGAAGAGGCCAACCCCGUACUUCUGGCCUUCGAGGAGCAGCGAAUUCGAAUUCUUCCAGGAUCAACAGAUACAGCGGCGUCGUUUGAAUUCAAGAAGGAAGAUCAUACAUUGGGGAAUGCGCUCCGAUAUAUCAUCAUGAAAAACCCUGAUGUCGAGUUCUGCGGAUACUCGAUCCCCCAUCCUUCCGAAGAAGUCAUGAACAUCCGAAUCCAGACAUACGAAGGCACAACUGCUAUCGAAGCGCUGGAUAAAGGGUUUGAUGACUUAAUGGACCUGUGCGAUAUCGUUGCCGAUAAGUUCACGGCAGCAAGAGAGGACUUCGCUUCAAGGCAAAUGGACGAGGAUUAACAGAUUAUGGAAGGCGUGGAUGGAUUAGCAUUGCACGGCGUAAAGGCAUGGGAGGCCUGGGGAGUAUGGUCAAGAUUCAUCAGGAUAUGUACAGGACGCUGCGAGAAAAUGCUUGUAUUU